Suillus bovinus is the source of this 915-nucleotide messenger RNA. RefSeq lists its product as uncharacterized. The transcript has 13 exons. The record is from RefSeq and is a predicted model, not a curated record. Lineage: Eukaryota; Fungi; Basidiomycota; Agaricomycetes; Boletales; Suillaceae. The coding region runs from base 1 to 915 and encodes 304 amino acids.
AUGUCUUCCUCGGCGCAGGACGCUCCUCCACAACUCAACCUAGGAAACACAUUUGGAGCACUUUUUAUUGGAGUCAUCCUGGCAGCAGUUCUCUUUGGUCUAACCAAUGUUCAAGCUUUCAUCUACUUACAAGCGCAUCGGAGCGCGGGAAUAACAUUUUUUAAGCUGGUUGUUGCCUGGCUUUGGAUAUUUGAUGCUCUGCAUCUGGCCUUGACGAUCCAUGCCGUCUAUUAUUAUUUGGUGGCCAACUAUGGAAACUUUAGUGUGCUCGCGGAAAUUGUAUGGAGUCUCAAACUUCAGUUAGUAAUCAACGGCACGGUCUUGGUAUUUAGUUCAGGUGUUGCUAUCCCCCUUGUGUGGGAGCAAUACAAGACCAAGUUUUUCACGGAUUUGACUGGGAUCAUAUGGACGACAUAUCUGGCUUUGGGAGCGGCCACUUUUAUCGAUAUUCUCAUUGCAUCAUUGCUAUGCUAUUUCCUCGCCACUUCACGUACUGGGUUCUCUAGAACCGACUCAUUCAUCACAAAGCUCGUGGGCUAUACUGUCAGUACCGGGUGUCUGACAAGCAUUUGUUCGAUGUUAAUCAUAAUCACAUGUAUUGUGAUGCCGAAAACCUUUAUCUUCAUCAGUCUCCAAUUUUUAGUGACUAAACUAUAUGUCAACUCGUUCAUCGCAUUUCUGAACGCGCGAUACUACAUGCAGACCGACGCGAUUGUCGAACUUCCCCAGUCUUAUGAGCGCCACGUUGUCUACCACGCGGAACUCCACAGUAGUCCGUCGCAAGACGAAGGGUUUCAAAAAUCCGAGGGGGACCCAAACGGUGAAGUAUUACAUCUCACGCAACCUAUACAGGCUGCUAUGGUUGGUGGUUUUGACAUCGUUGAUGGAAGAGGGCUAAUUGACGCACUACCUUAG